Emys orbicularis (European pond turtle) is the source of this 714-nucleotide messenger RNA. It is a transcript of the gene CTHRC1, whose product is annotated as collagen triple helix repeat containing 1. NCBI's taxonomy places the organism in Eukaryota, Metazoa, Chordata, Testudines, Emydidae. The record is from RefSeq and is a predicted model, not a curated record. The transcript is spliced from 4 exons. The coding region runs from base 1 to 714 and encodes 237 amino acids.
AUGCGCUCUCCGCCCGCUGCUGCCGCCUCGCUGCUCCUGGCCGCGCUGCUGCUGGUUGCCCCGCCGCUCGGGGAGUCCGAGAGCCCGAAGGGGAAGCACAAGGCGCUGCGCCAGAGGGAGGUGGUGGACGUGUACAAUGGAAUGUGUUUACAAGGACCUGGUGGUGUUCCUGGACGAGAUGGAAACCCUGGCAUCAAUGGAAUUCCUGGGACACCUGGAAUCCCUGGUCGGGACGGGUUGAAAGGAGAAAAAGGAGAAUGUAUGCGAGAAAGCAUUGAGGAGUCUUGGACACCCAACUUUAAACAGUGUUCAUGGAGUGCACUGAAUUAUGGCAUAGAUCUUGGGAAAAUUGCAGAAUGUACAUUCACAAAGAUGCGCUCUAACAGUGCUCUAAGAGUUCUCUUCAGUGGAUCACUUCGACUCAAAUGCAAAAAUGCAUGCUGCCAGCGGUGGUAUUUUACAUUUAAUGGAGCCGAAUGCUCUGGGCCACUUCCUAUUGAAGCCAUAAUUUAUUUAGACCAAGGAAGCCCAGAGCUGAAUUCAACUAUUAAUAUACAUCGCACUUCUUCAGUGGAAGGACUGUGUGAAGGAAUCAGCGCUGGGUUGGUGGAUGUUGCUAUCUGGGUUGGUACUUGUGCAGAUUACCCAAGAGGUGAUGCUUCUACAGGAUGGAAUUCAGUCUCUCGGAUCAUCAUUGAAGAGCUGCCGAAAUAG